Tachyglossus aculeatus (Australian echidna) is the source of this 3633-nucleotide messenger RNA. RefSeq names its product serine/threonine/tyrosine interacting like 2 (gene STYXL2). Gene Ontology annotation, molecular function: protein tyrosine/serine/threonine phosphatase activity; MAP kinase phosphatase activity. Bases 154 to 3360 code for a protein of 1068 amino acids. The transcript has 6 exons. Gene Ontology annotation, cellular component: cytoplasm. Gene Ontology annotation, biological process: protein dephosphorylation; negative regulation of MAPK cascade. Lineage: Eukaryota; Metazoa; Chordata; Mammalia; Monotremata; Tachyglossidae. The record is from RefSeq and is a predicted model, not a curated record.
AGGGGACGGGACGGGAUCGGCCUCCCUCUCCCCCUGCCCGGACCCCUCCGAGCGUCUUCCCAACGGUCUCCCUAGGCCUGUCCCCACCCGCCCGCUCGCCUGUCCGUCCGAGAGCUGUGCGGCCGGGAGGCCUCGGCCCAACAGGAGGUUGUCAUGGCGACCAACGGAGACCCAGAGGAGGAGGAGGAGGAGCAGGUGGUGCCCGGAGCAGAGGACGCGGCCAAAGACGUGAAGGCUGUGCAGGCCCGCUACCUACGGAGCCCCACCCCCAGCCAGUACUCCACAGUCUCGGACGCAGAGACGGAGAGCAUCUUCAUGGAGCCCAUCCACCUCUCGUCCUCCGUGGCCGCCAAGCAGAUCAUCAGUGAAGAGCUGAAGACGCGGGAGUUGCGGUUGGAGGCUCCGGGCGCGGGGCUGCUGGAGUCGGCGGAGCAGCUGCUGGUGGAGGACCUGUACAACCGAGUCAAGGACAAGCUGGACGACAGCAGCCCCUACAACACGCCCUGCGUCCUCGACCUGCAGCGCGCCCUGCUUCGGGACCGCCUGCAGGCCCCCUGGAAUGAGGUGGACGAAGUUUGGCCCAACGUCUACAUCGCCGAGAAGAGCGUGGCCGUGAACAAGAGCCGGCUGAAGAGGCUGGGAAUCACCCACAUCCUCAACGCCGCACACGGAGCCGGCGUCUACACAGGCCCCGAGUUCUACGCGGGGCUGGAAGUCCAGUACCUGGGGAUCGAGGUGGACGACUUCCCCGAGGUGGACAUCGCCCAGCACUUCCGCAGGGCCGCAGAGUUCCUGGAUGAAGCCCUGCUGACGUACAGAGGGAAAGUCCUGGUGAGCAGCGAGAUGGGGGUGAGCCGUUCGGCGGCGCUGGUAGUGGCCUACCUGAUGAUCUUUCACCACAUGGCGGUCCUGGACGCCCUGAUGACGGUGCGCGGGAAGCGGGCCGUCUGCCCCAACGACGGCUUCUUGAAGCAGCUGCGGGAACUCAACGAGAAGCUGAUGGAGGAGCGGGACGAGGAUCCGUCCGGGGAGGAAGGCGAGGACCGGGAGCCGGGCCCCGUGGUCGAGGCGGGCGAGGACGCCGGGAGCCUGCUGGGGGCCAGGGUCCACUCCAUCACCGUGGAGGAGGAGGAGGACGGCGCCAGCCUCUUGGGCAGCGAGCUGGGCGGCCGACGCCGGGCCCACCCCGAAGAGGAGUCGCUGGUCGCGGACGGGGCGUGGGGGCAGAGGAGCCAGGUGGGGAGGAGGGAGCAGAGGAUGCCAGCGCAAGGGAGCACGGAGGAGGAGCCCGGGGAGGAUGUGCACAGGAUCGUCCGGGAGUGGCAGAGCAGGAAUGAGGAGUACCAGGCGGAGGGGGCUUGGAGGUGGUCCCGGGAGGAGGAGGAGGGGGAGGAAGGGACCACCCCGGUGCCAGGGCUCGGCAGGAGGCGUGCUUCCAGCGUGGGCAGCUCCUCGCAGGGCACGGCCAGCAGCUGGGGCGCGUGGAGCCAGCGGCUGAGGGAGAUUGAGCAGGAGGCGGCACGUAAGUACCGUGCCCGGGGCCGGGAUGGGGAGGCCGACCCGGGCCCAGAGGGCGACCAGGGUGACGACGACGAUGACGACAAGGAGAGCGUGACUUCGGACACCAGCUCCUUCUUCAACUUCUGCAAGCGGAACAAGGACAAGCUGACGGCCCUGGAGAGGUGGAAGGUCAAGAGGAUCCAGUUCGGCUUCCACAGGCGGGACUCGGAGGCCGAGGAGGGCGGCGGGCCGGAGGCGCAGGCCCGGCCGGCCUCCGGGGGCCCCCCGGACGUCGACCUGACAGCCUACCAGGCCUGGAAGCUCCGGCACCAGAAGAAGGUGGGGGGCGACGAGAACAAGGACGAGGUGGUGGAGCUGGGCAAGGGCGAGGGCGAGGUCUCGGCCAAAAAGAAGCAGCGGAGGCUGGAGUUGCUGGAGAGGACCCGCCAGACCCUGGAGGAGAGCCAGGCCCUGGGCCAAGGCGGGCCGGACGGCUCGGACGCCGCCGGUGGGAGCCUCCCCUUCCCCCUCUCCGCCCUCUGGGCCGCGACCGCCCAACGGGCCGACGACGCGGGCUCCGAGCUGAGCGGGCUGAGCGCCCGCUCGCUGGAGGCCCCCAGCGAGGCCGUCUCCUUGGCCAGCCUCCAGAGCUGGAUCGUCAGCGUGGUCAGCGAGACCCUGGCCCAGAAGCAGCGCGAGCUGCUGCCGUUGGCGCAGCCCCCGGCCUCCCUGGGCACCCGGCCCACGGGCCUCAGCCACCACCCGGAUGGGGACGGCGGUGCCGCCCGUGAGGCCGACGCGCUCUCCGUGCUGUCCUGCUCUUCGACGGCCGGCGGCGGGGCCGGGGCCUCCGGGACGAGCAAGCCCGUGUACAGCCUGUUCGCGGACACCGUGGACCUGCGGGAACUCAGCCGGAAGGAAAAGGAGCAGCAGAGGGGCCUGCGGGACAAGAUGGCCGAGUGUCGCGCCCAGAAGCUCACCUCAGACCACAAGCGCAGCUCCCUGUUCAGGAGGAAGAAGGCGACGGCCGCGGAAGAGGACGACGAGGGAGGCCGGGGGGACGAGGAGGCCGACAGCGCCAUCGGCAGCUUUCGGGUCUCCUCCCGCGGGGGCUCCCGGCCGGCCGGCUCGGCCGCCCCCUCCUCCUCGGCCGCCUCCUCCACCGUCUCCGGCCUCGGGGGCCGGCCCGCCGCGUCCCAUGUGGACGCGCAUCAGGCCGUAGACCGGUGGCUCCGGGGUCUGGGCGGGGAAGAGGAGGCUGACCCCGGGUACCCGGGGGAGAGGGUCAGACGGUCGUCCACCGUCAGGGAGGCCGAGACCUGCAGCUUCCGGGCCUCCAGGGCCCGGUGCGAGGAGCGGGCCAGCUCCUCCUCCCAGUGGGACUCCCGGGGCCGCUCCGCCUCACACUUCUCCGCCACGUCCAGCCGAGAGGACGCGGAGAUGUUCCGCUUCUCCCGGUCCACCUACAGCCAGAGGACCGGUUCGGAGGCCGGGGGCCCCGCCUUCCGGCGGACCCCCGAGUCCCAGCGCCACACCUGGGGAGACAAGGGGGCCCACGAGGAGGAGGAAGAAGAGGGGGAGGAAGAAGAAGAGGCCGGCGGUUCGGACUUCUCCGAGUUCGGGGCCAAGAGGAAGUUCACGCAGAGUUUCAUGAGGUGCGAAGAGGAGGAUGAGGAGGAAGAGGAGCGAGCAGAGCGCAGCGAGGAGGGUCGGAUGUCCUGGAGGAGACGCUCCCAGCACCGGCGCGGUGGCGGGGAGGAGGAUGAAGAGGAGCAGGUGGAUGACGAGGCCAUCAUUGCGGCCUGGAGGCGCCGGCAGGAGGAGACCAGGACCAAGCUGCAGAGGCGGAGAGAGGAGUGAGGGGGAGGACGUCCCCUGGGUCACUGGCCCCCCGACGGGCCCUCUCCCUCCUGCGCCCAGAUGCCCAGGGAGUUGUGGCAGUAGCCACUUGGGCUGGAGUCAGCCCUGCAGGGAGCCAUGGGCGGGGAAGCGUUUUAGAGUGAGAGAGACACACAGAGAGAGUCAGAGACGGAGGCAGAGAGACAGGGAGAGUCAUUGUCCCUCUAACCACUCCGAGUGCUGAGUGUAUUUCAUUUAAGAAUUCUUGAUCUGCAUUAAAGGGUCAUUUCCAAA